AUGGGUUCGAUCUCAAUUCCUGCGCUGUCUUCCGUAGACCAUCCUCUUUCUUAUCCUAAGCCCCUUGAGCGACAGAGAAAAUACUUCAAUCUCGAUCAGAAGGAGAAGGGACAUGAUGGGACCAUCAAGGAGAAUUGGGGCUCGGAACGAGAGUACUCCCCUUUAGUCGUGCAAAACUCUCCCCAAGACAAAAUUCUAUACAUCUACGAGCGACAACACAUUGUUGACCUGUGCAACACUUAUGCGUACACCCUGGAUUCGACCAUGAUGGAUUUGAAAGUUGCAGAAGACUGGGCGAACCUCUUCACCGAAGAUUGCGUAGUGACAUACCCAUUUGGCACACAUCAUGGAAGAGAAGGCCUCGCAAAAUUCGGCAUGAUUGCUGAGUCGCGCUUUAAGCGAAUGCUACACAUUGCCGCCAACUUUACCGUCUUUUUCGAAUCAGACGAUGUGGCUCAUGCCCGGUAUACAUGCUUCGCCACGCAUGGCAGAAGUGAGCAUGAUUUGUCUGAGCAUUUCAUGGAGGGAGGGUAUUAUUAUUCGACUUUCAGGAGAGUACACGGUGAUUCCGGUGAUAUCUGGAAGUUCACCAAUCUUACCUUGGAGAUGAUCUGGACUUUGGGAGACUCGAUAGGCUUGAAUGAUCCUCGUGACAAAUAA
Messenger RNA from Exophiala xenobiotica, 660 nucleotides. RefSeq lists its product as uncharacterized. The record is from RefSeq and is a predicted model, not a curated record. NCBI's taxonomy places the organism in Eukaryota, Fungi, Ascomycota, Eurotiomycetes, Chaetothyriales, Herpotrichiellaceae. The transcript has 2 exons. The coding region runs from base 1 to 660 and encodes 219 amino acids.